Messenger RNA from Teleopsis dalmanni, 1017 nucleotides. RefSeq lists its product as uncharacterized. Gene Ontology annotation, cellular component: acrosomal vesicle. The coding region runs from base 108 to 965 and encodes 285 amino acids. The transcript is spliced from 2 exons. The record is from RefSeq and is a predicted model, not a curated record. NCBI's taxonomy places the organism in Eukaryota, Metazoa, Arthropoda, Insecta, Diptera, Diopsidae. Gene Ontology annotation, molecular function: calmodulin binding.
GCGUGUGUCAUACAUUUUUUUGAACAAAGACGAUUAUUUUCGAUUAAAGUGUUAUACUGCAAAAUAUAUUUUCUUUUAUUAUUUUUGCAAUUUAAGUUUUCACAGAAAUGUCGCUCGUUUAUAUAACCGAACAUAAUGAGACAAUCUAUGAUGUCGAUAAAGCAGUGGAGGAGAAACGUCGAACAAAGCAGUAUGGAUACAUUUCUCAGUAUAAAAAGGCUAUAUUUGAAGAAUUAAACAAACCGGAUAUAAUAAUCGAUGCCGAUGGUGUGUUGGUAUAUACAGAUUCUAAAAGACAUAAGCACAAGUCAAUGGGCCCACCAAAGCUUACGAUACCUAAAGCUUGUGAAUAUAAACACCCACGGCCAAUAAGAUGGCGCCGUACUAAAGAUCACGUUUGUCCAGUGCCAGCUUGUAGAGCACCACCAGUACCACGUUUUAAUCGGGAGGAUAUAGUUGAAAUAGAAAGAGAAAAGAAGGAUUAUAUUCAGAUAAAUAUUGACAAGAUUCCGUUGUUAAAACGAAAGGUGCAACUACCAAUGGUCAGUAAAACAAUAACUGGCAGUACAUAUAUGCUUGUGGGAGCUGGUGUACUUCCAGAAAAUGUUUGCUCUAAGCGAUUUGGAAAGGUGCCCAAAUACUUAAAGAAAAUUAGACAGGAUAUUAUAGACCAUCCUAUAUGUAAAAAGGAAACGGAAACAAAGCAAGAAAGAGAAAGAGGAAUAAUGAGGAAGGGAGUCUACAUAGGUAGACGUGCAUUGACACUUGAAGAGCGAAUAGAUAUUUUAAGGGGUCUACGCGAUAGAUACAAGGAAACGUUAAGGGUUUAUAUGACCUCAUCAGUAUACACAGAUACUACAAGUAAGAAGAAGCGCAUUGGAGAUUUGGAGAGGGAACUCACCACACUAGAGAAUGAUUUAGCUUUAUUUGAAUCGACGAAAUGCCUUUACGUAGAAAUUGAUUGACCGAUUGAUAUAACAAAGUUUUAAAAAUUUUCUUGAUAAAGAAACUCAAUUA